UGUGCUUUAGAGUGGCUUGCCUCCAGAGAGGGCUGGAAGGUUAGGACAUUCUUGCUGUCCUCGAUUGGAGCAGAGAGUCUGAGAGCUUCUGGAGGAGAAGGGGAGGACAGACGGGAGGCGCUGUUCCUCCGGAGUUUCUUUUUCUUGCAAUUCCUCGCGCGCCUGCGAGUGCGCUCGCCUACAGUCAUCCCUGUGGUCUGGCUAUUGUGGACAAGAGGUGGAGAGGCUCCAUCUCAGCCGGUGGCCAGAGGCUGGAGGCUCAGGGUACCUCCCCUGAGAAACGGUUGCCCAGCAAGUUUUCCCAAGUCUAGGCAGCUGUGCAGCCCGGGCCGCCACGCCGGAGCCCGGGACCCCACGCCACCCACCCUUGCGGGCUCCGCUUCCUUCGCCCAGGCGCUUCGCGAGGACCGGGUAUCUGCUGCGCCUGCCCAGCUCCACGGUGAAUAAAAAAAAAAGUAAGGGCAUAAAAGCAACACAGUAAGAGACAUUUGCUCACAUUUGCAUCAAGAUGGAAAUCUUUUGCUUUCUGGUAUCCUUUUGGGUGGUGUUGGUUGGCUGUGUCAUCAGUGAUAAUCCCGAGAGCUACGGCACAAACCUCAGCACUCGUGUGGACAAUUUCACCACUUUUCGUGGGACAGAGCUCAGUUUCCUGGUUACCACUCAUCGACCCACUAAGUUGGCCCUACCCGGCAACGGCUCGAUGCACAGCUAUUGCCCGCAGCAGACUAAGAUCACUUCCGUCUUCAAGUACAUUAACACUGUGAUAUCUUGUACUAUUUUCAUCGUGGGAAUGGUGGGCAAUGCAACUCUGCUCAGGAUCAUUUACCAGAACAAGUGUCUGAGGAAUGGCCCCAACGCGCUGAUAGCCAGCCUCGCCCUUGGAGACCUUAUCUAUGUGGUCAUCGAUCUCCCUAUCAAUGUAUUUAAGCUGCUGGCUGGGCGCUGGCCUUUUGAUCACAAUGAUUUUGGCGUAUUUCUUUGCAAGCUGUUCCCAUUUUUGCAGAAGUCCUCAGUGGGGAUCACUGUCCUCAAUCUCUGUGCUCUCAGCGUUGACAGGUACAGAGCAGUUGCCUCCUGGAGUCGUGUUCAGGGAAUUGGGAUUCCUUUGAUCACUGCCAUCGAGAUUGUCUCCAUCUGGAUCCUUUCUUUCAUCCUGGCCAUCCCUGAAGCAAUUGGCUUCGUCAUGGUGCCCUUUGAAUACAAGGGUGAACAGCACAAAACCUGUAUGCUCAAUGCCACGUCCAAGUUCAUGCAGUUCUACCAGAAUGCAAAGGACUGGUGGCUGUUCGGGUUCUAUUUCUGCAUGCCCUUGUUGUGUACCGCCAUCUUCUACACGCUUAUGACUUGUGAGAUGUUAAACAGAAGGAAUGGAAGCUUGAGAAUUGCCCUCAGCGAACAUCUCAAACAGCGUCGAGAGGUGGCGAAAACGGUUUUCUGUUUGGUUGUAAUUUUUGCUCUUUGCUGGUUCCCUCUCCAUUUAAGCCGCAUUUUGAAGAAAACCGUGUACGAUGAGAAGGACGAGAACCGAUGUGAAUUACUCAGUUUCUUGCUGCUCAUGGAUUACAUUGGUAUGAACUUGGCAACUAUGAAUUCAUGUAUAAACCCAAUAGCUCUAUAUUUUGUGAGCAAGAAAUUUAAAAAUUGUUUCCAGUCUUGCCUCUGCUGCUGCUGUUACCAGUCCAAAAGCCAGACGACCUCUGUCCCCAUGAAUGGAACAAGCAUCCAGUGGAAGAACCACGAACAAAACAACCACAACACAGAGAGGAGCAGCCACAAGGACAGUAUAAACUAAACAUCUGAAGAAACAUUCAUCAAUAUUCCUUCAAACCUACUGGAGACAAAAAAAUUACACAGCAACGCUGUCUCCAGAAAUCUCUUCUCCCAUGACUCAGUCCCACCCUCAGAAAAUACUUUCCAAAACAUCAGAGUGAACUCGUUUAUACCCACAAAUUCAAUGAAUCUUACUUCUUUAAUUUAUCUAAUUUACAUAUUCUACAUGUUAUAUUCAGCACUAAAAAAUGGUGAGAGUUGGCAGGGGGAAAGGAGACAGGGAAAUGAAACCAGAAGGAUAUUUACUACUUGUACAUGAAAAUACUUUUCAAGUACGUGACUCAUGUUCGUGGCAGUUCUGUCAAAUGUUCAGUGAGACCUGGUCACCAUGAAAGUUUAGAGAUUAUGAAAAAGGUUUUCUAUUUUUUUAAGUGAUUUUUUUUUUCCAAACACAGCAUGGGUUUAAGUCACCUUUAUUUGAAAUGACAUUUAGUGCCAAUAUUUUUUAACUGCAUAGUAGCCUAAAAAUGAUUAAUUGAGUUUAUUUACAUAUAUUUUGGGGGAAAAAAAAGUUAAACAGAAUUCAGGUGAACAAUUAGGUUAAUGUUUCUCGUGCUGCUGUUUUAUUUUUAAAACAUGCUCAGUCACAACAAACACAGGCACUUAAAGCACAGACUGAUAACCACAUAUGCAGUUUAAUAGCUGCUAUUCAAAAAUGUUUAAAGAACCUAUAUUUUUUAAUGGUGUUUCAUUACAGGAGAUCUUGCACAUAAUUUAUGUUAAGUUUAAAAAUAAUGCUUGAAUCAAAUAUUUCUAUUUUUCAUAAGCCCAAUCUUUUUUUAAUGUCGUUUGUGUAAAUCAAUAUCAUUCACCAAAAUUUAAACGUACAUGUCAUUAAACUAUACCUAAGACUUCCAGUGCAAUGCGUAGAAGUCUAAAGCACACCUAGGAGGAAAGGAUUAAAUAUUUUUAGAAGAUCUGGAAGUUUUCAUUGAGUUUUUUAGUAAUAGUAGCAUGUACAUGUAUAUAUAUAUAUAUAUAUACAUAUAUAUACAUAUAUUCAGACAUCUGUACAUUAUAUAUUAUGGAUAUAUAUGGAUAUAUAUACAUUAUACAUAUCACCUCAUAUUCUCUUGAUUUAUCUUAAAUUGUUAAUUGGCAGUAAAACAUUUUUGGUCAUUCCUUUUUCCAUACAGGAAACAUAAUUUCAAAGUGGCCAGCUGAGUUUAUCAUGUCAGUGAAAUACAAUUACCCCCAAAUGCCUCCAGGAGCUAUAGUUCUUCACUUCUCCAGGUCUCCAGUAUGAACUCAAACACCUCCCCCACCCCCACUUCUCACAUGGUCACCAUUUCAAAGGGCCCACACUGACUUUGGCUGGGCAUUUCUAAGUUUACAGACUGUGAGUAUAGCAGAAAAUCUUUUACUGUGUGUAUAUAAAUAUAUAUAAACUGUACAUUUCUUUUAGCCAAUUUUUCUGUGAUUGUCUCUGUGGAAUGCAUCUGUGUGUAUGAUAUAUGCAUGUAUGUGAUGGUAUGCAUGGACAUGUAAUCGAAUAUGAAUGCCCUGUAAGUGUCCAAAGCACGCACGCUGAGUGGGAUCCACGUGGUUGUCCAUCGUGACAACUGGCCUCGGUCAGUUUUAAUCUCUCUGUGUUCCUAAGUCUUAUGACCAUGUCACCAUCACAAAUGGAAUAUAAGGCAUGCAAGGGGAUGGGCCAUGGGCUAUCAAUGGGUUUUUGUUUGUGUGUUUGGUUGGUUGGUUGGUUUGGUAAAGCGGUAUUCGGGGUUGUAGUUUUUUCCUGUGCUGGAGCAAAAGUCAUUAGACUUUGAAGUACUCUAUUUUCCUAAUCCUCGACUCAAUGUGGUGAUGAGAUUGACAAGUGGUCUGAUGUUUCUAUCAGACUACACCAGACAGAUUACUGAUGUUCAAUUAGCUAAUGAUUUGUUGGGCUGUAUUUUAGCACAGUCACGAAUAAAUCAUAUCCGGUUCCAGGUGAUCCAAUUGCAGGGCUCCUUUAUGGGUUAGCAGUGAAAAUCCAUUAUUCCACUGGUACAUCACAUGCAGUGAUAUAUACCUAGAGUAUAAGCCAUAGGUUCACAUUAUAUUGUUUAGGCAAUUGCCUUUUUUUUUAAGAUGCUUGUCUAUUGCAUGUGAAGAAUGCAUUUUGUAAGUUCAGAAAGUCAUAGAUUUCUGAAUAACCACAAAGGCUUCAAUGUACAUUUUUGUUUAUGCACCAGUAAGUAACUGUGGGUUAGUAGGAAGAUUUCCAGUUUCUACUCUUAUCACAUUUUUCCAAGGAAAUCUGUAGAAAUGAGCCAGAGGCCGAAGCACUGCAUUGGCAUUGGCCUGUAAGUAUACAAUAAAAGUUUA
Molecule: messenger RNA, 4140 nt
Organism: Rhinolophus ferrumequinum (greater horseshoe bat)
Lineage: Eukaryota; Metazoa; Chordata; Mammalia; Chiroptera; Rhinolophidae
Gene: EDNRA
Product: endothelin receptor type A
Exons: 8
Coding region: 509-1792 (427 amino acids)
Biological process (GO): G protein-coupled receptor signaling pathway; enteric nervous system development; regulation of blood pressure
Cellular component (GO): membrane
Molecular function (GO): endothelin receptor activity
Source: RefSeq, a predicted model, not a curated record